AUGGCUGGACUUCCCCUGCCCUCUCCCCUGGACUCCCCCUGGACUCCCCCUGCCCUCUCCCAUGGACUCCCCCUGCCCUCUCCCUGGACUCCCCCUGCCCUCUCCCUGGACUCUCCCUGCCCUCUCCCUGGACUCUCCCUGGACUCCCCCUGCCCUCUCCCUGGACUCUCCCAUGGACUCCCCCUGGACUCUCCCAUGGACUCCCCCUGCCCUCUCCCUGGACUCCCCCUGCCCUCUCCCUGGACUCCCCCUGCCCUCUCCCUGGACUCCCCCUGCCCUCUCCCUGGACUCCCCCUGCCCUCUCCCUGGACUCCCCCUGCCCUCUCCCUGGACUCCCCCUGCCCUCUCCCUGGACUCCCCCUGCCCUCUCCCUGGACUCCCCCUGCCCUCUCCCUGGACUCCCCCUGCCCUCUCCCUGGACUCCCCCUGCCCUCUCCCUGGACUCCCCCUGCCCUCUCCCUGGACUCCCCAUGCCCUCUCCCUGGACUCCCCAUGCCCUCUCCCUGGACUCCCCAUGCCCUCUCCCUGGACUCCCCAUGCCCUCUCCCUGGACUCCCCAUGCCCUCUCCCUGGACUCCCCAUGCCCUCUCCCUGGACUCCCCAUGCCCUCUCCCUGGACUCCCCAUGCCCUCUCCCUGGACUCCCCAUGCCCUCUCCCUGGACUCCCCCUGCCCUCUCCCUGGACUCCCCCUGCCCUCUCCCUGGACUCCCCCUGCCCUCUCCCUGGACUCCCCCUGCCCUCUCCCUGGACUCCCCCUGCCCUCUCCCUGGACUCCCCCUGCCCUCUCCCUGGACUCCCCCUGGAUUCCCCCAGCACACAGAGACUCACAGCAGAGUACGUGA
Knipowitschia caucasica is the source of this 843-nucleotide messenger RNA. Lineage: Eukaryota; Metazoa; Chordata; Actinopteri; Gobiiformes; Gobiidae. The record is from the annotation of a GenBank genome assembly.